Nematolebias whitei (Rio pearlfish) is the source of this 3561-nucleotide messenger RNA. RefSeq lists its product as uncharacterized. The record is from RefSeq and is a predicted model, not a curated record. The coding region runs from base 14 to 3178 and encodes 1054 amino acids. Gene Ontology annotation, molecular function: telomeric repeat DNA binding. Gene Ontology annotation, cellular component: shelterin complex. The transcript has 18 exons. Lineage: Eukaryota; Metazoa; Chordata; Actinopteri; Cyprinodontiformes; Rivulidae. Gene Ontology annotation, biological process: regulation of telomere maintenance via telomere lengthening; telomere capping.
AAGAUUAUUACCGAUGGACAACUGCAUCCUGUCCUCCCUCUCGCUCCCUCCCGGGUCCAGACAUGUCACGGACGCAGGGUCCAGCUCACCGACUCCUAAAGACUCGACCCUUCCAGAACCCAAAGGACUUGUCAGCCCUCCCAUCAUCACGAGUGACCCGGAGAGGCCGAAUACGAGGAGUUCUGACUCUGCGAGGCAAAGGCUGAAGCAAGAAAGGGACUCCGGCAGCCGUUCGCUGCGGGGUAAGGACAGGAACGUGCAGAACUCGACGAAGGCGCGUCACGAAACCAUCGACCUGACUGUGUCCAACGAGGCUGCGGACACAGAUUCAGAGGAGAGCAACCUGAGCUUAUCGGCACCUCGGAGGCUGAGGAAGAGGAAGCUGAGCGGAGGUGUGGACGUUCCUGCGAAGAAACCCGUGGAGGCUUCAGCUUUCUUGGAUUCCUCCGUAGACGGUGAAAAUUCCAGUGAAUCUCCUCUCAUCUCCAUUUGGGGAGAAUAUACAGAUUCUCAGGAACGUGCUUUUCCGGUGGCAGUGGACUCGAAGGUUCCCUGGUCAGACGACGAGACGCUCCACCUGCUUGACAUUUGGGGGAAGGACUCCGUGCAGCGAGCGCUGAAGGGCUGCUUGAAAAACCGACACAUUUUCACUCAGAUCGCGCAGAAGAUGGCCGAGAGGGGCCACAUGAGAACGGUGGAGCAGUGUCAGACGAGGAUCAAACGGCUAAAGAAAUGCUUCCGCCGGAGCAAUCGGGGGAACUCGAGGCAAGAUCAUAAAUUUUAUUCAAAGCUGGAGCAGAUUCUCAGCUCCUCGGCUGCUCCUGAGGUAAGCUACGACGUGGAGGAAGUCAUCGAUGAAGACGAGUCCCAGGACGGUGAUGAAGACUUGCAGUUUAUCGGCCAGACUGGCCAGCUGGAGAUUGGAACUAGAAGUGUGCCGUGGACAGACUUGGAGACCUUGGCCCUCAUCAACAUUUGGGGCGCAGACAAAAUGCAACUGGAUCUGAGAGGAGUGAACAGAACUGGACACAUUUUUUCCACCAUAUCCAGCCAGCUGGCCUCCCUGGGCUUCUCCCGGACACCCGAGCAGUGCCAGACGAGGCUGAAGAGACUCAAAUCAGGCUUCAGGCAGUGCUACCAAAACAAUCUUAAGGGACAAGAACAAGUUCGGUGCAAGUUUUACAACGAGCUGGGAAGAAUUUUAGUGAAGGACUUUGAGUCGUUGAUGCAGCUGGACGAAAUGUCACUUGAGGCUGAAGAAUUUCCUCCCUACCAGGAGAUGGAGUCCACUGUGGGGGUUCAGGAGGACCGGAAGAAAGUUCCGUGGUCCGACAAAGAGACCAUCAUCCUGCUGGAGAUAUGGGGAGACACUCAGGUCCAGCAGGGUUUGAGGCGCUACCCGCACAACGGUCACAUCUUCAGCGAAGUAUCUGAGAAGCUCAAUGCUAACGGUUUCUCCCGCACCCCUGAGCAGUGCCACACCAGGAUCAAACGUCUGAAAUCCAACUAUCGCCAGUGUAAAGAAACCAUGAGUUCGUCUGGGACGGAUCGAGUCGACUUUAAAUUCUACGAUCUGCUGGAACAAAUCCUAGAAAAGCAGCCGUCGACGUCAUCCACCGUGGUGACCGACUCCAUCGAAAUAUCAGAAGACUCAAACCAAGAGUCAGUAGCUGAAACGGAUGCAGAAACUCGAGAGUCGAGAGAAAGAGCAGCGUCUGGCUCGUGGUCGGAGGAGGAGACGUUGGCGCUUAUUGAGAUCUGGGGGGAAGAGGACGUUCAGAAGGCGCUCGGGGGUUUCAUCCACAACGACAACGUUUACGACGAGAUCUCAGAGCGGCUGCACGACUUCGGCUUCUCCAAAACUCCCGAGCAGUGCUGCUCAAAAAUCGAGUCCCUGCGGGUCAACUUCCAGCAGUGCUAUGAGAAGAAAAAAUGUGGAAGGAAAGUAGACUAUAAGUUCUACCAACAUCUGGAAGAAAUCCUGGGACAGGAGGCAACUUCUAUUGACGAGUAUGACGAACAGAACGAACAAGCUGACCCAGAUCCAGGAGUUGCGGACGCCGUGAACGCGCCGUGGACCGACGAGGAGACGAUCUCUCUCGUUGAGGUGUGGGCUGCUGACGACGUGCAGCACAGCCUGAAGACCUGUGUUCGUAACGGGCACAUAUUUGCAGAGAUCGCUGAGAAAAUGGCCACACUGGGCUACCUGAGGACCGCGGAGCAGUGUCAGAUUCGCAUCAGACGGCUGAAGAAAGCGUACAGACGGUACUGCAACAACCGGAGAAAUGGAGGACAACCUACAGCGUUUCGAUACUUUAACCUUCUCGCCCCGGUGCUUGGCGAUGACUUGCUGUUUACGGAUGCCGACAGUUCUGCAGCUGAUGCCACGUUAGAGCACAUUCUGGAAGCUGAUCCUGCCUUGUACGAGCAGCCGUCGACCAGCCACCUCCUGACCGACAUGAGCAGGAAGAUGCCCUGGUCGGACCUGGAGACUCGCACGCUGCUGGAGCUCUGGGGUGAAGACGACGUCCAGCUCACCCUGAGGGGCUGCCUGAAGAACCGACAUGUAUUUGAUUACAUCUCAGAGAAGAUGGGCAACCACGGGUUCAUAAGGACCACGGAGCAGUGCUACACCCGCAUAAAGCGUCUAAAAUACGGCUUCGUCCACGAGAAGGCGGAGUUUAAAUUCUUUCGUGAGAUGGAUAAAAUCUUCAGGAAGGAGCUGCGAGUGGACGACUCUGCUGCCGAAACAUCGUUUGGAGUCGAAGACGACGACUGCGCGUCUGAACUGAGCCAAGUGAAAGGUUCGACCGCUUCAGGUAACCAGUGGGUGUCUGACAACCCCAAACUGGCUUGGGGGGACAGAGAGACCGAGACCCUGCUGGACAUCUGGGGGAGCGAGGAGAUCCAGGAGAACGUGAAGAGCAGUGCCAAGAACAAACACAUCUACAAACAGAUCUCUCAGGCGAUGGCCAGCCAGGGCUACCUGCGCACGUCUGAGCAGUGCCAGUCCAGGAUAAAGAGGCUGAGGGCCAACUUCAGACAUUUCCUGGAAGGACGACAAGGAGAGAAACAGGAGUGCAAGUUUUUUGACCAGAUGCUGCAGAUAUUUGGCAACAAGUAUGUUAUGAACUCCGAGUCCCUGGCUGAUGAUGCACCUGAAGUCAUAGAGUCGUAAAGUCGCUCGUCUUCACGACGACUCAGCAGCCGGCGAGCAAGCGAGGAUCAUUCAGACGAACGAAGGAGUUAAAGUCGCAAUAUUUACUGCUGUACCCGAAAGGGAACGGGGGCUGUUUGAGCUCCUUGUAAAUACUGAAAUACUUUUACAUUCUUUAGAGAUGCAGACGUACUUCAGUCUGAUCUCCAGUGUGUGUGUGUGUGUGUGUGUGUGUGUGUCCGUCCUCCGGAGUGUCCUGGGAUGAUUAAGAACAGAGCCACGACUCGGGACGCUCAGGAGCAAAAAUAAACGAGUGAAAGUCAAACAAAGCUCAACGAGAACGUUUCUUUUGUAGUCAAACAUUUUUACUUGAACUUAAAGUGACCGAUUCAAAGCACAUGUGA